This is a messenger RNA of Dermacentor albipictus, 4659 nucleotides long. It is a transcript of the gene Mcm6, whose product is annotated as minichromosome maintenance 6. Gene Ontology annotation, cellular component: MCM complex; nucleus. Gene Ontology annotation, molecular function: ATP binding; single-stranded 3'-5' DNA helicase activity; single-stranded DNA binding. The record is from RefSeq and is a predicted model, not a curated record. Gene Ontology annotation, biological process: double-strand break repair via break-induced replication; DNA replication initiation; mitotic DNA replication. Lineage: Eukaryota; Metazoa; Arthropoda; Arachnida; Ixodida; Ixodidae.
GUCAACGCUGGGUAGAAAAGCGCGCGCAAAUGCCGCAUUGUUGCGGGAAACUAGCAUUUACGGUCGACGGCCGACCACCUGUAACUCUGCGAUAAAAGUUUAAUCUUCUUUAGAAAGAAGUUUCUACGAGGUUUAACACUGCACCAUGGAUGUCGCUGACCUUCGGACGGGGCCUGUACAAGUCAAGGAUGACAUUGGUGACCGCUGCCAGAAGUUAUUUCAAGAUUUUCUCGAAGAGUGCAAGAACGAGCGGAAUGAACCCAAGUAUGUUGAGGAAGCAACGAAUCUGGUGAAGCCAGAACGAAAUACGCUCGAGGUCAGCUUUGCUGACAUUGAGCGCUUCAACCAAAACCUUGCUACUGUCAUUCAGGAGGAGUACUAUCGUGUAUACCCCUACCUGUGCCGUGCUCUGCGCAACUUUGUCAGAGACCAUGCCGAAGUGAAUGUAGAGAAGGAAUACUAUGUCAGCUUUGUGGAUGUGGCCACGAGGCACAAGGUGCGCGAGUUAACGACGACUAAGGUAGGCAGCCUGCUGAAGAUCAGUGGCCAAGUUGUGCGUACCCAUCCUGUGCACCCAGAGCUUGUCAGUGGCACUUUUGUCUGUGUUGACUGCCAGACUGUUGUUGGUGGCGUGGAGCAGCAGUUCAAGUACACACAGCCCACCAUCUGUAGGAACCCUGUGUGCCAAAACAGGACACGUUUCAUUCUCGACACAAACAAGUCAACAUUUGUGGAUUUUCAGAAGGUGCGCAUUCAGGAAACACAGGCUGAGCUUCCACGAGGAAACAUCCCACGCAGUGUGGAAGUUAUUGUACGUGCAGAAGCAGUUGAAGUUGCCCAAGCUGGUGACCGGUGUGAUUUCACAGGCACACUCAUUGUAGUCCCUGAUGUCAGCCAGCUUACCACACCUGGUCUGCGCACUGAGAGUUCAGCCCACCACAAGGGCAUGGAAGGCUUUGAGACUGAAGGUGUGCGGGGCCUGAAGAACCUUGGCGUGCGUGAGAUGUCCUACAGGCUUGCCUUUCUGGCCUGCACUGUCGAGCAGACUAGCCCCAGGUUGGGAGGCAAGGCAGCGUCAUCGGAAGAGUUAACUCCGGAAGCCAUGAAGCAGCAAUUGACCCCCGAGCAGUGGGACCGCAUUUAUGCCAUGAGCCAAGACAAGAACCUGUACCACAACUUGAUUGCGAGCCUGUUUCCCACUAUCCACGGUAAUGACGAGAUAAAGCGUGGCAUCCUGAUUAUGCUUUUUGGUGGAGUGCCUAAGACAACAGAGGAAAAUACCACUCUGAGAGGCGACAUCAACAUCUGUGUUGUGGGGGACCCCAGCACAGCCAAGAGCCAAUUUCUCAAGCAGGUGUCGGAAUUUGCACCACGGGCUGUGUACACAAGUGGCAAGGCAUCAAGUGCAGCUGGUCUGACAGCAGCUGUUGUUCGUGAUGAAGAGUCCCAUGAGUUUGUCAUUGAAGCUGGUGCACUUAUGCUUGCUGACAAUGGCGUCUGCUGUAUUGACGAGUUUGACAAGAUGGAACUCCGAGAUCAGGUGGCCAUCCACGAAGCCAUGGAGCAGCAGACCAUUUCCAUUACCAAAGCUGGCGUUAAGGCAACUUUGAAUGCUCGGACUUCCAUCCUGGCUGCAGCCAACCCAAUUGGGGGUCGCUAUGACCGUACUAAGUCACUGCGUCAGAACAUUGCAUUGUCACCUCCUAUCAUGUCACGCUUUGACCUUUUCUUCAUCUUGGUGGAUGAAUGUAACGAGGUCACAGACUAUGCUAUUGCAAGGCGCAUCAUAGACCUGCAUUGCCAUCAUGAAGAUAGUCUUGAGAAAAAAUACAGUCAUGAAGACAUUCAGCGUUACAUCCAGUUUGCACGUAUGUUUAAGCCUAAGGUCAGCACGGAGGCACGGGACUACCUCGUGGAACAGUACCGGCAGCUGCGGCAGCGUGACGCGGGAGGCCUGUCCAAGUCAUCAUGGAGAAUUACUGUGCGGCAGCUGGAGAGCAUGGUGCGCCUCGCUGAGGGCAUCGCUCGGAUGCACUGCUCAGACCAGGUCCUCCCCAAGCACGUGAAGGAAGCGUAUCGGCUACUCAAUAAGUCCAUUAUUCGUGUCGAGCAGCCCGACAUCCACCUUUAUGAGGAAGAAGAGGAAGAGAAUGAGGCAGAGGGUGAAGACAAUGCAGAUGCCAUGGAGGUUGAUGAGCCACCUGUUAAUGGGGAGGCACAUGGCGAAGGAGACGAUGUGAGUGACAUUGGCAUCAUCCAGCCCAAGCACAAGAAGAAGGAAGCGGAUGCCAAGAAGCCGCACUUGACAGCUGCUCAGCAGAAGGCACUGACACUAUCUUACGAGGACUACAAGAAGACAGCGAACCUGCUUGUGUUACAUCUGCUGCGUGAGGAGAGUCGCAUGGAAGCCGCAGAGCAGGAAGGGGCAGCAGCUGAUGAUCAUGGUGGUGUUCGGCGCAUGGAUUUGAUCAACUGGUACCUGAAGGAAAUUGAGAGCGAAAUAGAGACAGAGGAAGAGCUCAUCCAGCGUAAGACUAUUGUGGAGAAAGUUAUUGACCGACUUGUCAACCGGGAUCAUAUUCUUAUUGAGCUCUCCAGGAGUGGCCUGAAAGGUGCAGAAGCAGAUGGUGAAGGAAUUGAAAACCCCAUCCUGGUCGUUCACCCCAACUUUGUUCCUGAGCUGUCAUGAAGAGCACUCUUCAGGAUUGCCCACAUUUUUUUCUUUCGCCUAUGGCAUGCCAUACUGGGGACAUGCAGCAGCUUGUUCACAUGUACAAAGUGUAUAUAUACUGUACUGCAUAGUGCCCACACUUUCAAGAGACUGGGCCACAGCAUCCUCAUAUUUUUUUAUAUGUAUUUGCACAUUUAAGGGCAUUGAUUAUGGCUGGUGUCUGCAUUUAGCAGUCCAGUGUUUGUGAACACUGGCAUUCGUGUCAGUGAACUUUUAAUUGCAUUUUGAAUUUAUAUACAAUACUCUGCUUUUGCACAGUCAUUUUGGAACUUUUAACGUACCCUGUUGAGCACUUGUGCAAGUUACUAUGUUAAGUAAAAAAAAUGCUGGUUCUUUGUGUUUGUGAUGUCAUGCAUAAGUUAACUAGCUUAUUCAGUAACAGUGCCAUCACACAAAUCAAGUUCUGUAUUGCAUUGCCAUCAUAAUUUUAUGCCACCAGUGGUGUUUUUAUGCACACAAGAUACUUUCGGAGGUUACGGUGGUAUUGGUGGCUAAAGGUACCUCCAAAGAAAGAGCUGAAAUGUAUUUACUUUAUUUGGACUGUAAAAAGCACAAGUGUUAUAAAUCCUUACUAAAUAUGUCUGCCUUGUGCAUCAUAAAUGUAAUUAAGGUCGCACCUCAUUACAGUAAAACUUUUGAUUAUACAAAACAUCUUAUAACUAGGUAUAGUAAAUAUAAUGGAAGUAUAAUCGCAAUUUAUUUUUAAAUUUCCAAAGAAACCCAAGCGUCAAAAUUUAAUCUUAAAGGAACACUAAAGGAAAAUAUUAAAUAAAGCCAUUCUGAAAGAUUAGGCUUCUUCAUUCAUAGCAAGAAAAAAGCUUUUGUAAGCAAGGAAAUGACGAAAAUGGAAGAUCGGAUUGCCACCAGCUGUUUUGGACCAUGGUAUGUCCCUCCCUUGUGAAAGUAAAAGUUAUUUCUUUUCAAUAAAAAGAGGGCGCCAAGACAAAGGCAAGAGCCUGACAAGGUCCUGGUCGCCCGUAAAACAGCUGGCAUUAGCACUUCACAACAAAUUCACAAUGAAUUUCUCAAGUGUUGUAAAAAAGCAUCUUGUGACAUCAGCGCUGGCUAUUCUAAUUGUUCAACUACAGCUACAUGUUAGAAUUGAAGAGUUACCUUCUCAACUUGUGAUAAUAUUGCAUUAGGGCACAGUAGUCACUCUACAUCACCAGCCAUUGCUAACUGCACAGUAUCAACAGGAUUUGGUUUCUGUCAACUGUGCUUGUACUUCAGCUUGAUGAAUAACAAGCAGCAUGCCUUUCAGUGAAACCGUGGUCAUCAUCCGAGAUGUGCCUUUUGCUACAGCGCGCACAUCCAGAUUAUUUUUCGCUAGUCAGCUGGUCAGCCACAGUUCGCCCGUCUAUUGGGCGGGCUGGAUACCAGCAUGCAGACUGCUGUAUCGCUUGCACAUUGCACUGAGUGAAAACGAACUAUUACUCACGCAACCGCUGCAAACGAAAGUGUGGCCGCUGUUGGUGCAAUCGUGGAUGGAUAGCAACCAUGGAAUUUUGAAAGCACGUAGCCAACAUGCACCGAGUCAAAAUUGAACAGCGAUUUGCCGCAUCCGCUGUGGAUGAAACCGUGGUCACUAUGGAUGCCGCAAUCACAAAUGCUGAAUACGCUGUUUCGAAGGUGUGUGGCCAACGCACUCUUAGUCAAAAUGAAACUACUGUGUACCUAACCACGGUCGUGAUUGACCUGAUCACGGGUGACGACUUCGCGGUUCUGAAAGGCACGCGGCUAACGCGCAUAAGUGAAAAUAAAACUUCUAGUAAGCGCAACCGUUGCGGACAGAACCGAGCACGUGGGCACUAUUGACGUGAUCACGGAUGGCGACUAUGGAGUUCUAAAAAGGCGCGGCCAAUGCUGUGUCAUGUGCAUCGGCAAACGUAAGAAGGGCUAUAAAGACAAAUAAACGCAAAGAAUUCCGA